Molecule: messenger RNA, 1644 nt
Organism: Amorphotheca resinae ATCC 22711
Lineage: Eukaryota; Fungi; Ascomycota; Leotiomycetes; Helotiales; Amorphothecaceae
Exons: 1
Coding region: 60-1403 (447 amino acids)
Source: RefSeq, a predicted model, not a curated record
CUGAGAAACCGAGAAUUGCUGUUACCGUCUCCAGUUCUCCGGCAAUGUUGGUCAGAGACAUGAGGCGGCUAGUGCCCUUCGUAGGCCCAUUCCUCAUCCUCGCAUUUCUCGCGUUGGGCUUCUACGACGAGAGAUUGAGCGUCUUGCCAUUCCAGAGCCGGCACUCGACGGAGGACAACGCGCUCGUCGACCAGACGCUGGAGCCAGGGAGUCAAACACCGGGCUUGCCAGAGACCUUAGGAGACCACGAGGGGAGGCAUCAUGAGGUGUUCUCGGUGUCGACCGCGGACAGGAAGUACUUCCCGAUCAAAUUCGGCGCGCAGGAAGCCAUAAACCCCAACAUAAUUCCCCACCCUAGCCUGAACGACACCUGGAUCAUUGUUGCCCAGAUGCAAGAGAGCUCUGUGAAGAAUAGCGUGUGGUUUGCCGAGCUGGUCUGCAAUGCGGUCUUCAAGAAGGACGUGCUUGAGUGCGUAGAGGAGCCGAUGAUCCUGCCCAUCGCGGCCACCUCUGGCGGCAAUUGUCAAGGUGAACUGGCGUACUUUGACCUCAGCGUUGGUCCUCAUGAUGCGCGGGUGUUCUAUGGACCGAGAACGCCGUAUGCUAUAUACGGCUCGCUCUCAGCUUUUACGUGCUUUGGGCAGUGGAUGCAGGACUUCAGAUUACUGGUGGAUUGGGGGUUUGAGCUUUUCAUGGAGAAAGAAUUCAGGAAGGCCACCGAACUCCAGAGACCGCCUCCAUACGGAGCGGUUGAGAAGAACUGGUUUGUCUUCUGGGACAAAGACGAACAGAUCUACGCCCACUACGAUGUUGCACCCAAACGGGUUUUUGCGAAACUGGAAUUCGACGGCUCGGUCGGGGAAGACCUGGCGCCUCUGGCUGCUCUCAAUGACGAGAGAUGCAUGGCGAAGUACAUGCCACCCGUGGCGCCGGAAUCAGAGUCGAUCCACCAGGCGACGAACUCGCUCUCGAUCACGCUGUGCAAGCGAUCCGAUCCGACGUGCGAGCCCAACGAUUCCAACACGUUCAUCCUCAGCAUCUUCCAGCACAAGAGCUUCUACGCUUUCCACAGCGUCUACGAGCCGUAUGUCAUGCUCUUCCGGCAGACGGCGCCCUUUGACAUCCACGGCAUCUCGACGAAGCCCAUCUGGAUCCACGGCCGCGGCGGGCCCGGCGCCGGGAAGAAGCCCGACUCCUUCGUCGCUGACGCGGCGAACCCCUGGACCCAGACGGAGAUGUUCUACAUCACGUCGCUGAGCUGGAAGAAGCAGGGCCACAGGUACCACGGACACAUCGAUGACGUGCUCUUCAUCGCUUUCGGCAUUGAGGACUCCAAGACGGCGGGGAUUGAUAUUGUGGCGGGCGACCUGCUGUCAGAUCUGGGACUCUGUAUGGAUUUAUGAUCAUGAAACGUUUUUCUAGCCAUGUGUGAUGUACAUAUAUACCAGGGCGUGCCUUGUUUUUGUUUUUUUGCUUUCUUUUUGGAUAUAUAUGUAGAACAUGAUCAAGUGAUGAACAUACUCUGUAAUGAUAGGUAGAUACCUACCUAGUCUUUUUUCUCUAGGAGGUUCUAAAGGGAUAUUUUCCAAUAGUUUUGUACCACUGUAUCUACCUUGAUGCGCCAUGUGCUAUAAAUAUCUGAGC